AGGGUUGUGACCGUGUGAGCUAUAGUAUUGGUCAGACAGCGGCAAGAUGAUGAUAACGGUAGUACUGGUGGCAGUGUUGGCGGUCCUUCUCACGCACUUCCUUUGGAGACGCAAGAACCACUUUCAGUUGCUGGCGAGGAAUGGCAUCCCGACACCCAAAUACCACUGGCUCCUGGGUCACAUGGAGCAAACAUUCUACAGCCCCGGCAAGCGGUCAGUGGUGGAGGUAAAACAUGAAUGGCUGCAACUGUAUGGCAAAGUAGUCGGGUUCUACUCUGGAGCUAUACCCCGCGUCCUGGUGGCUGAUCUGGAUAUGCUCAAACACAUUCUCGUGAAAGACAUCAAUAACUUCGUCAACCGAUCUUUCUUCGGAACAGACAAGAAAAUGUUGAUCUUUUUGAGAGACCAACAGUGGAAGGAUGUGAGGCGAAUCAUGACCCCGGUGUUCUCCAGCGCAAAGAUGAAGAAAAUGAUGCCGCUGAUGGGCGGGUGUGUAGAGGAACUGAUGGACAUGUAUGAAACAGCCGCCGACUCUGGCCAACCCAUUGACAUGAUGGAGGCUUUUCAGUGUCUCACCAUGGAUGUCAUCAAUCGCUGUGCUAUCACUCUCGAUAUCAACUGCAUCAAGAACCCAAAGAAUGAGGUGCUGGCAUUCAUGAGGAAGUACGUGAGUCAGCCCAUACCUUGCAUCUUCAAGUUCAUUGUGGCUUUCCCUAUGUUGUAUGACCUGAUCCGUCUCCUCAUCCCGGAGAACAAACGUAACAACAUCACCUUCAUAGAGGAGCAUCUGACCAAGGUCGUAAAGCAACGCAGAGAACAGACACAGGCGACUGUAGUGGACGGGCUACAACUCCUUGUGGACGCCGCUGAUGCGAACGUUGAUGCCUCCAAAACCAAACUGACAGACGAAGAGGUAGUGGACAACGCGUUCCUAUUCCUACUGGCUGGAUUUGAGACAACGAGUACCGCCCUCACCUACACCUCCUACCUACUAGCCCUCAACCCUGACAUCCAAGAGAAGAUCUUCCAAGAGGUGGAGGAGGUAGUGGGUCUUGAGCGCGCUCCAUCCUAUGAAGAUUUAAGUAAGCUGGUGUACACGGAGGCAGUAGCAUUGGAAUCGACCAGGAUGUAUCCACCAGUGACGGGCUUCAUCACUCGCCAAGCGACGCAGGACUGGCAAUACGGCCCAUACACCAUCCCUGCUGGCACCGAGGUGGAGGUCCCUGUCUGGUCCAUCCAUCACAACCCUGAACUCUACCCUCAACCUGAACUAUUUAAGCCUGAGAGGUUCCUCCCUAAGGCCAAGAAAGACCGUCACACUAUGGCCUACCUUGGCUUCGGAGGUGGCCCACGCAACUGUCUAGGCUUGAGGUUUGCCUUGAUGGAGAUGAAAUUGGUUCUCAGUUCUGUUAUACAGCGUUUCUACAUAAAACCUUGCUCACACACCAAGGUACCCCUAACCUUGGUGACUCGUAACGUGUUCACCAACCCAGAUGAAGGUGUGUGGCUCACUCUACACAGACGCACCACUGACUUACCUCACCACUACCAGCCUCCAACGCAGGUACUGUACAAUAGACUCUGUCAAGUACCACUAACAAAAUAAAGUAUUAGUUUCAUUAUAUUGUUUCUUAAUAACAAGGACAAAUUGAUAUACAAGGUCCAGCAUGUUCUUUGAAUACGCCCUGGCUUCAACAAUUCAAAAGGUCUUUAGUCCAAAUAGGCCCCAACCUAACCUAACCAUUUGGACUGAUGCCAGUUCUCAAGGGCCCCCAGUCCUUGCUGCCUUACUCAUCCUCUUCACCCCAUGCAGUCGGGCAGUCGUUCUGUUCUAUUACACGCUGUUGGUAAUUUUCUGGACAUGUAUGAGCAUAGGUAAGGCUGGGGCUUUUAGAACAAGGCUACUCACCUUCCUUUGUGUACAUAUAACUAUUAUUCUUUCUUGUUCAUCACCAUGGGUAUAAGUUGUUUGUCAUCC
Messenger RNA from Homarus americanus (American lobster), 1978 nucleotides. RefSeq names its product cytochrome P450 3A31-like. The transcript has 12 exons. Gene Ontology annotation, molecular function: heme binding; oxidoreductase activity, acting on paired donors, with incorporation or reduction of molecular oxygen; iron ion binding. Bases 47 to 1606 code for a protein of 519 amino acids. Lineage: Eukaryota; Metazoa; Arthropoda; Malacostraca; Decapoda; Nephropidae. The record is from RefSeq and is a predicted model, not a curated record.